UGUAAUUGCAUGAACAAUCGUUAGUUCUGACCGUUACUUCAAAAUGUUGGGUGCUAUUUUAAUCUCUACGAUUCUGUUAGCAGAUCCCAUCUUCGGACUUACCACCUUUGGUAUUUUCGGAUUGUCAGGAUCAAAUGCAGAUGAAGCGAACUACACUCUUCCUGAACCGGGAGUCUGCGGUGUGAAUCUGGCCGAUCGCAUACUGGGUGGAACAAAAACCGCUAUCAAUGCCUAUCCCUGGGCGGCACUACUGAUCGCAAAACCGAUAUUCAGCUCAAAAGUGAUGUAUGCUUGUGGAGGAUCACUGAUAUCGGAUCGAUUUGUACUGACAGCAGCGCACUGUUUCCGAGAGGUUCCCAGUUGGAUUCGAAUUACCAAAGUUCGCCUAGGGGAGUGGGACAUCGAGAGUGAGGAAGAUUGUGAUGAGGAAGAAAAUUGUGCUGAUAAGGCUGUUGAUAUUGACGUCGGAAGUCAUGUCGUACAUAAGGAUUACGAUUCAGAUAACAUUCAUUACGAUAUGGCCCUAAUCAAGUUGGCAAAACCGGUAACUUUCACAGAGUAUAUUUCGCCAGUGUGUCUCCCAUUGGCGGAAGAGUUUCGUAAUCGUCAGGAUUCCGGAAAGACAUUCACGGCAGUUGGAUGGGGUACUACGGAAAAGGGUCAAGAUGAACCUGGUGUAUAUGGAAGCCGGUACAAGCUCGAGGUUGAUCUUCCCGGUGUUGACUUGGAGACCUGUCGAGCCAAUUAUCCCAAUGUGCUCGACUCGGAAAUGUGCGCUGGUGGUGAAGAAGGGAAAGAUUCGUGCCAAGGAGAUUCCGGUGGUGGCUUGGUGGCCGCCGAGAAAGACGGAUACUGGUAUCAAUUUGGAGUGGUCAGCUGGGGCUAUGGCUGUGGAACUAAUGGAGUUCCUGGUAUAUACGCUAGAGUGGGCAGUUUCAUUGAAUGGAUUCAAAAGAAUAUGAAAUAGGUUUGAAACGUAUUUUAAUGUUAGAACUUUCUUACACUGAGUGCUGAGUGUUACGGUUGAAACUUGAAUAAAUAAAGUAGAAUUGUUUACGUUGAAAUUGA
Aedes aegypti (yellow fever mosquito) is the source of this 1068-nucleotide messenger RNA. Its product is annotated as serine protease easter. NCBI's taxonomy places the organism in Eukaryota, Metazoa, Arthropoda, Insecta, Diptera, Culicidae. Gene Ontology annotation, biological process: proteolysis. Gene Ontology annotation, molecular function: serine-type endopeptidase activity. The transcript has 4 exons. The record is from RefSeq and is a predicted model, not a curated record. The coding region runs from base 44 to 967 and encodes 307 amino acids.